GUGUAUGGUGUAUACGCGAAUGACGUGGUGGGGCGUCUGGUCUGGGCUCUGUCCCAGGCUGCAUCAUGCUCGGCAGCAUAUCCAGAAACAGCCAGUGCUCGCACAGCACAAGAUUCACCGGAUGCUUUUUUUGUGUGUGUGUGUGUUUCCCCCCCCGCCCCCCACGGCAAGACCCUGCGCCGGCCGCGUUGGAUUUUCCUCCCCAUCCCACGGAGGCGACGCUGACAGCAUGUGUAAAGAGGGUGGGUAGGGGGUGAGGAUCGGGAUGAGAAAAAUCGUGAAGAAAUCGGCGUAGCUGGCCAGCUCCUCCGUUCACUACGCCCAAUGGCUUCGGACACUUGUUUACAUCCGAGGGAUUUGUCCGCCUUUUGGAUUUACUUGGUCUCGGACCGACGGUAAAAGACGUUCGAUCGGAAUACUAGGUCGUAAAUAUCCCGUCAGGUCAGCCCAUCCAAGCGCCACAUGAGGGGACGCGCAGUGCGCCCCUGCGCCGCGGUGCUGCUGUGACUCGGUGGCCGGCAACACAGGGACCCGCAGGGCCGAUGCUGCGCGGCCAGAGCAUGCUGAAGAGCCGCUGCUGCGUCCUGCUUGGUGACCUGAGGCUGCUCCUGCUCGGGCCGCCGGCGCCUCCGCCGCCUAUGAGCGGACAAGCCACGGACAGCCGCGAGCCGGGCGUCGCCGAGCGAGGCACCCCGCCCGCGGCAACUGCCACCGCAGCCGCCGGGGCCGAGCGAGGACCGGCGGUGCCGGGCUGGGUGGACGCCGCGGAGCUGUCGGCGGCGCUGCGCGGAUGCAGCAGCUCCUCAGACGACUGCUCGAAGGGCAAACUGGAGGAGAGGUUCUCCCUCACCAGCUACACGGAAAGCGGCUUCAGGACGCCCGUGUGCAGGAUCUGCUUCCAGGGACCUGAGCAUGGGGAGCUCCUGAGCCCGUGUCGCUGCAGUGGCUCGGUCCGCUGCACCCACCAACCCUGCCUCAUCAAGUGGAUCAGCGAGCGGGGUUCCUGGGCCUGUGAGCUCUGCUAUUACAAGUACCAGGUCAUCGCCAUAAGCACAAAGAACCCACUGCAGUGGCAGGCCAUCUCGCUCACAGUAAUCGAGAAAGUGCAGAUCGCGGCAGCCAUCCUGGGCUCUCUCUUCCUGAUGGCCAGCAUCUCCUGGCUGGUGUGGUCCUCGUUCAGCCCGUCAGCGCGCUGGCAGCGCCAAGACCUGCUCUUCCAGAUCUGCUACGGCAUGUAUGGCUUCAUGGAUGUCGUUUGCAUAGCGCUGAUUGUCCACGAGGGGCCUUCCGUGUUCCGCAUCUUCCACCGCUGGCAGGCUGUCAACCAGCAGUGGAAGGUCCUCAACUAUGACAAGUCCAUGGACAACAUUGACAUGAAAGACGUCGCAGUGGACAGGACUCAUCAGCCCGGCCAAGCUUACCAAGCUGGGCUCGGGGUGUCCCCCUCCACCUCCUCGCUGAUGGUGGUCGCCUCCACAGCCGCCGGCUCCACUUCCACCACCGUGGUGGCGGCGGCCGCCGGAGGACCGGGGGCGGACGGGAACGCUGACGGCGGCGCGGUGGCCGACCCGCAUUGCCCCUACAACCUCCUGCACCUGCUCAGCCACCUGAGGCCGUCGGAGCCCCGCAGCCAAAGCAGCGGUAACACGCGAGAGCUGGUCAUGAGAGUCACUACAGUCUGAGAAGUCAGAUGAGGCCUUAUCUCUCAUGUGGUGGGGCGGAGUAAUGCUCGUGAAGCAGCUGAACUGCACUGGACUGAACUGACUUCUUGUUUGCAUCAUCACUGUCCUUCCAUGGAUUGAAUAAAAAUAUAAAUUGGUUAAUUUGCA
This is a messenger RNA of Phyllopteryx taeniolatus (common seadragon), 1829 nucleotides long. RefSeq names its product membrane associated ring-CH-type finger 4b (gene marchf4b). Bases 543 to 1682 code for a protein of 379 amino acids. Gene Ontology annotation, biological process: protein ubiquitination. The transcript has 5 exons. The record is from RefSeq and is a predicted model, not a curated record. Gene Ontology annotation, molecular function: zinc ion binding; ubiquitin-protein transferase activity. Lineage: Eukaryota; Metazoa; Chordata; Actinopteri; Syngnathiformes; Syngnathidae.